Messenger RNA from Lotus japonicus, 1845 nucleotides. RefSeq names its product U-box domain-containing protein 7. The coding region runs from base 254 to 1582 and encodes 442 amino acids. The record is from RefSeq and is a predicted model, not a curated record. Lineage: Eukaryota; Viridiplantae; Streptophyta; Magnoliopsida; Fabales; Fabaceae. The transcript has 2 exons.
CAUAAUAUUCACCAUUACAUUAAAGCGAUACAACUCUGUUCUGUGCAUGUGCUCUGUUCUUAAUUCCCCUGUAUUUUUUAAGUUCACGGAGCUCUUUUAAUAGUCUCAUUGAUUCGCUUUCUCUCACUUCUCCCUCUGUUCUUUCUCUGCCUGUGAACUCACAAGCACGAGCAAACAAAAUUAUAAAAGAAUCAAAAUACCAUACACUUUUUCAAUUUCUCACUUUGUUACCUCCUCACUUCACAAAGCAAACAUGUCAACUCAUUCAUCAUCAUCUUCUUCUUCUUCUAUCUGGGCAGUGUCGAACAUAAAGCUUCAGUUCUUUGCCCGCAUCAGACGGUUUCUACAAUCCAAAGCAACCCGAAAGCGCUGUGACGCCUCUGAUCGAUUCAUCAUAGCGAAAAGCAGGGCUGAACAGAACAACAACAAGGAUGAAAAUCUUGAAACAGUUCAAGUUAUGGAGGCGAAGCAUGAGGAGGAGGAGGAAGAAUUUGAGGAGUCUGCGAUCACCCUGUUGCAGAGGACUGUGAAGAUGCUUCACUUUGGGAGCUGGGAAGAGAAGGAGGUGGCUGCAAAGGAGAUUGGAAGGUUAGCUAAAGAGGAUGUCAAGGUUAGAAAGUUGAUAACGGAACUCGGGGUGGUGCCGGUGUUGGUAUCGAUGGUGGCGUCGCCGGUGGCUACCCGCCGCCAGGCAGGGUUGACGGCGUUGAUCCAACUAGCUGAUGGAACCUACACGAACAAGGCUUUGAUAAUGGAGGCAGGAAUAUUGUCCAAGCUGCCUAAGACAGUUGACCUUGUAGAUGAAUCAACAAUGAGUGAUUUUGCAGAGUUGCUUUUGUCAUUGUCUUCUCUUGCAAACACUCAAUUCCCUCAUUCUUCAUUAGAUUUUAUCCCAUUUCUAAGAGAAAUCCUUGAGACAAGCUCAAAUUUUGAUACCAAAGCAUCAUGUUUGGGAGCUUUAUACAACCUAUCAACUGUGUUGGACAAUGUGGGGCCUUUGGUUUCUAAUGAGAUUGUCCCUAUCCUCUUGGAACUGUCCUUAGUGAAAGAAAUUUCAGAAAAGGCACUAGCCACUCUUGGGAACUUGGUGGUGACUUUGAUGGGAAAGAAAGCAAUCGAGAACAACUCAAGGGUGCCAAUAAGCUUCAUUGAUAUCUUGUCAUGGGAAGAUAAACCCAAAUGCCAAGAGUUAUCUGUUUAUAUUUUGAUGAUUCUUGCACAUCAAAGCUCAUCUCAGAGGGAGAAAAUGGCACAGGCUGGGAUUGUUCAUGUGCUUCUUGAAGUGGUUUUGUUGGGGAGUGAUUUGGCUCAGAAGAGAGCAAUGAAACUGUUGCAAUGGUUUAAGGAUGAAAGGCAAACAAGGAUGGGGCCACAUUCAGGUCCACAAACACCAAGAUUUGCAAUGGGCUCACCUGUGAAUCAAAGAGAUGUGAAAGAAGGGAAGAAAUUGAUGAAGAGUUUGGUGAAACAGAGUUUGAAUAGGAAUUUGGAAAUUAUAACUCAGAGGGCAAAUGCGUCUGGGGAGUGUUCUAAUCAGAAGUCUUUGGUUAUCAGCACUAGUUCUAAGAGUUUGCCUUACUAAAGAGUAAAGACUUCACUUCUGUUUUUUUUCUAAAUUUUGAUGUUGACUAAGUUUUUUAGCAACUUAGACUUUCCUGAUAUGUGCUAUUCUUUGGCACCUGCCAACUCUGAAACUUGAAAAAACGAAAAUGUCUCCUUGACAUGUCUUGCUAGCUACCACAUUUGUAUAUGUGAAUAUAAAUGAAAAGUUUCCAAUGAUAGAAAAUUGUUAAAUUAAUGGGAACUAAAAGGAAUCAGUUAAUUGAUCAGCGUGUAAAUUUGUGA